AUGAAUUACUUGCGGAGGCGCCUCUCAGACAGCAGCUUUGUGGCCAAUUUACCAAAUGGUUAUAUGAUGGACCUGCAGCGUCCUGAGAGUUCAACCAGCUCACCAGUGUCGCCGGCUACUGAGCGCCGCCAGCCACCAGCUCCCUCCACAGGCUCCACCAUCCUCAGCUCCAUCUCCAAUGCCGUCAAGCAGACAACAGCGGCAGCAGCAGGACUAGUGGAACAAACGGGAGCUGCAGCUCCUGCUGGACCCACCGCCCCUGUCAUACGGAAACCAAAGAUCCUCUUGGUUAUUGACGACCCGCACACUGACUGGUCCAAAUACUUCCGAGGCAAGAAGGUCCUGGAUGAAUAUGAGAUCCGUUUAGAGCAGGCAGAGUUUUCAGAAUUGAAUUUGGCCGCAUACGUGAAUGGGGGCUGUAUGAUCGACAUGCGGCUGAUCCGGAAUGGAACUAAAGUUGUCAGAUCCUUCAAACCAGACUUUGUUGUAAUUCGCCAGCAUGUAUAUAACAUGGCCCAUGGCGAAGAUUACCGGAACCUCAUCAUUGGCUUGCAGUAUGGCAGAGUGCCUUCACUCAAUUCUCUUCAAUCUGUCUACAACUUUUGCAACAAGCCUUGGAUGUUUUCCCAGCUGAUAAAGAUCUCCCAAACCUUGAGUCCAGCCAAGUUCCCACUCAUUGACCAGACAUUCUUCCCCAACCACAGAGAGAUGCUCACAAUUCCCAAAUUCCCUGUGGUUGUGAAGAUGGGACAUGCUCAUGCAGGCAUGGGUAAGGUAAAAGUUGAAAAUCAUUACGACUUCCAGGAUAUAGCCAGUGUCGUGGCCCUUGCGAAAACUUAUGCAACCACAGAGCCUUACAUUGACUCCAAGUAUGAUAUCAGAAUUCAGAAGAUUGGGAGCAAUUACAAAGCUUACAUGAGGACUUCAAUUUCAGGAAACUGGAAAGCAAACACUGGCUCUGCCAUGCUGGAACAAGUAGCCAUGACAGAACGCUAUCGAACGUGGGUGGAUGCUUGUUCAGAGAUGUUUGGUGGCCUGGACAUCUGCGCAGUAAAAGCUGUACAUGGGAAAGACGGGAAAGAUUAUAUCAUUGAGGUAAUGGACAGUGCCAUGCCACUGAUUGGCGAGUACAUUGAGGAGGACAGGCAAUUAAUAGCAGACUUGGUCAUAGGGAAAAUGAACCAGCUUCUGUCAGAGAACUCUACAGCUUCCCAGCAAAGAGUCGGAAUGACAUUGACCCAGGUCCAGCCUCAAUCAACAAAAACACAGGUGCAUCCUCUACCAGGAGCCACCAACCAGUGGGGCCAAGCUCGUCCACCAACUCAAGGAAGCCCACGACAACCCCAAAGCCCUCAGAUUCACCGUUCCAACACAGUGCCUCAUCAAAGACCUUCUCCACAGGGUCAGCAGCCCCCAAGUCCUCAGUCCAGCACAAAUCAGCAAGAGAAAUCUCCAGGUUCAGGUUCUCCAAAACAGAUCAAAUCUGCAGGCGCCUCUCCUAACCAGUCAUUCAAGCCUGGAGCUUUCUCGGCACAGCCAUCGAGGACCCCUGCUCAGGGCCAGGCCCUUUCACAACCAAGAUCUGGGGUCGCAACACUACAACAACAGACCACAACACCACAGCCACUGCUCAACAAAUCUCAAUCAUUGACAAACAGUUUCAGUGUUACUGAGCCCCCUCAGCGUACUGGCGCCAAUGAAGAUGAAGCGAAAGCAGAGACAAUUCGGAACCUAAGGAAGUCCUUCGCCAGCCUCUUUUCUGAUUAA
Molecule: messenger RNA, 1767 nt
Organism: Carcharodon carcharias (great white shark)
Lineage: Eukaryota; Metazoa; Chordata; Chondrichthyes; Lamniformes; Lamnidae
Product: synapsin-3-like
Exons: 13
Coding region: 1-1767 (588 amino acids)
Biological process (GO): neurotransmitter secretion
Cellular component (GO): synaptic vesicle; synaptic vesicle membrane
Molecular function (GO): ATP binding
Source: RefSeq, a predicted model, not a curated record